This is a messenger RNA of Triticum aestivum (bread wheat), 1462 nucleotides long. RefSeq names its product RNA pseudouridine synthase 5-like. The transcript has 3 exons. Lineage: Eukaryota; Viridiplantae; Streptophyta; Magnoliopsida; Poales; Poaceae. The coding region runs from base 100 to 339 and encodes 79 amino acids. The record is from RefSeq and is a predicted model, not a curated record.
CAGGAACCUAGUGGACUCAACUAAAAAUAAACAUACCUAGUGGACCAAUAUGCAAACUGCACCCCUAAAGCUGUAUUCUCCCACCCGACGGCCGACGCGAUGGCCGCCGCCGCCGCCGGAGAGACUCCGCCGCUGCAGGCGAACUACGUCUUCGGGAGGGCAUGGCCGGAUCUCAACGAAGGACUCUCCUACACCGAUACGUUCUGCGGCGCUGAUGCGGAAACCACCGCCUCCUUGAUCAACUUCUACUCCGAGAACUACAAGAGCUCGGCGCCAUUGCCAGGGUGGAUUCAUAGGAUUCGCAAUGGACAGGUAGCAUACGCAGCAACCAGUAGUUAAUUAGUCAUGCUGUUUGUGUGUGUGUGUGUGUGUGGAUAAACUAAAUCAUGCUGUUUGCAAUCAGUCGUUUUUUGUUGUUAUGAAUUGCUAGCUGUUAGGUUUAUGAAUCCUUCAUGCGGAUGCUUUUUCUCUUUGCCGUUUUGAGCUUCAAAUGCAUGCAUAAGAAAAUUUAUGUGGUAUCCUGUAGCUAAUUAGCAGUAUGUUUCUGCGAGUAUUUGACAAAAAACUACCACAUUAGGGGUUGCCGUCCCACAGAACUACCACAUUCAAAAAAGUGACUGAUAACUACCAAAAAUUUCUAAUUUCGUGACUAAAAACUACCAUUUUUAAAAAAUGGUCAGUUUAGAUGAUUUAAACACGUUUAUGGCAUGCGGGACCCACCCGUCAGGGCUGACGUGGUGGCAAAGUCAACUCUGUUUAUUUUGACCGUUACGUUGACCGUUAUUACAAGUGGGGCCCACCUGUCAGCAUCACUCUUCUUUUUCCUCCUCUCUCUCUCUCUCUUUGGCAUUUCCUCGAACACCUCGUGUGCACUCGCAAGGCACCUCCGCCGUCCUCAACCGCCGGCGCUCACCUCUCCCCAUGCCUCGAUCCCGUCUGGAUCGGGAGAGCCCGAGCUGCCCAACCACUCCGGCGACCGCCUCUCCCCCUCGCAUCACUUCGGCGAGGUCACCUCUGCCGGUGACCACCGCCACCGGCACGCACAAACCAACCUAGCUAGUACUCGCACGAACCUACAACGCACGCGCACGCUCAAGCAUUGGCCACUAAAUUCUUGUUCAAAGAAUUAAACGGCAACGCACGCGCACGCUCAAGCAUCGGCCUUGGUCCGAGCUACCACAUGAGCUCCUGGGGCUCUUCGUUGCCUACCUCCCGUCCUCCGUGCAGUUGCAGCCAGCGCGCGAGGCCACGGCGCCGGAUGCCGCCAAGCUCGCGCGCCUCGUCGAGGAGCUGCAAGAGCAAGAGUCCCGCCUGCGCACCGAGUUGCUCAAGCACAAAAUCCUCAAGGAGACCAUCAUCGAGGAGCUGCGUCGGGUGGUGGCGCCGACGGCCUCGGAGGAAAUUCCGUAAGCUUCGGCGGCCGCUUCCACAGCUCCAGCCGCCUUGGUUGCGCCGCCGUUCC